UCCCCGGCGUUGAUGAUGUUGCAAAGUCAGGCUGGGACAUUCUGAGAGCAAGCAAGCAAGCACGCUGGCUUGCUGCAAAUCAAUAAGCAGGGUGAAUGAGGAGGCGGCACAACUAUUAGUCUCGGUGGUACCGGCCGCCUCCUGCAGCUAGCUGGAAGUUUAUCAUCCUGCCGCAGAAGAAGAAGAAGAAGGAGAAGAAGAAGGAGGAGGAGGAGGAGCAGGAGGUUUGGCUAAUUAGCUAGCCGAGACCGGGGCAAGGCGGCCCGUACAUGUCUUCCUCUCCACCUACUGCCACACGGAAAUCUUGCAGUUCAUGUUUCGCCAAGAAGUCAGUGUGACGUCUUUUAUUCCGUCUUGUUCGUAUCUUUUCCACCACGAGAAGACGAAUAUGUCCAGGUACAACAUAUACAGCCUGUUAGACUGGGUGUACGGCGGGGUGGACCCCAAGUUUGAGGGCAACGGGGGCCCAGAAUGCGCCGCCUUCCUCGCGCCCCAGCAGCGCAUCAGCGAAAGUCUGGUGGUGCUCCUCGUGUCCCUGGUGGAGAUUGGCGUGGCGUUGAAGAAAAUAAACAUCUCCAGAGAGCUCAAAGUGGUGGGCAAAGAGUGCACAAGGACCAAGGAAGACAGUCUCGGCAAGAACUUGUUGCUUGUUGCACUAUGCAUGACUUUUGGAGUGGAAGUGGGCUUCAAAUUCGCCACCAAGACGGUCAUCUACCUGUUGAAUCCGUGCCAUGUGGUCACCAUGAUCCAGAUCUUUCUGCUGGCCUGCCCGCCAUGUAAAACUGCAAUGAUUGUGUUUAGGCUGCAGGUUCAUAUGUUGAAUGGCGCUCUGCUGGCUUUAAUGUUCCCUGUGGUCAACACUAGACUGCUGCCAUUUGAAAAGGAGAUUUACUACAUUCAGCACUCCAUGCUGUAUCUGGUGCCGCUUUACCUUUUCAGGAAAGGAGGCGUGUACAAGCCCGAGCCCCUGGGGGACAUUUGGUGGGCGCUGCUCUCCACAGGCAUCCUCUUCCUCUAUCACUUCCUCUUCUUACAAGUUCUUGGCCUGAUGACUGAGGUGAAUCUCAACAACAUGCUGUGCCCGGCUGUGUCCGACCCCUUUUACGGCCCUUGGUAUCGUGUGUGGGCGGCGGGCCACCAGACCCUCCUGACGCUAAUCCACGGGAAGGUUGUGACGCUGCUCUCGCAGCACACGGGCCCCGUGUGCAGACACCUGCUGGACACGCUUCGACUGCGCGGCAAGAAAGUCGACUGAACCGCCGAUGCACGCGAGCCUUUCACUCUCAAUGCCUUUUAUGUUGCUUUUAUGUUUUUCAUUUUAAUACCUCUUUUACAGUGGGUUUUAAUGCACACGAUCCCAUGCGUUGUCCUUUUUCAUGUUGGCCUGCGUAAGUACACGACUUGUUAUGUGGCUAUUUCAAAGCUGGCGGUGGUCCUCAGUCGGCUUGAUAUCGAGAACAAUUUUCCCAGAAAUAUGCAGGAAAUCAAUCAUUUCUUAUGCUGCCUUUUGCCUUUUUUUUUUUCGGGCCCACCACUGAUCUGCUGUUGUCACUGUUCUUCAUGUGCUACAUGUACAACAUCAUAUGUUAUGAGUGUAUCUGCCAUUUUAUUUGCGUCAAGCGUGUGUUUUUGUUUUGCGCUGUAAAUGUAAAUUGAAGUCAUUUCCUGGUUCGAGUUGGAAGAGUGCCGUGAAGGGUCCGUCAGUGUUGUCAAAACUGAUAGGAACGUGUUUAUGUUCAAACAUAGAAGGGGGAAAAUAACAUUUGUAAGUCAAUGUGCAUUUUUCCCUUCCCCUUCAGCCAUCCAGUUCAAAUUAAGUGAUAAUGAGGGAAUAUUAAGUGUUGUUUUAAAUCAGUUCUCACUGGAAUUUAGUAGAAAAUCGUUCAAAAAUGUAUUAUGUUCAUACUAUAUGUUAAAUGGACACACCCAAAAGGUGUCUUGUAUUUGAAUGUCAACGUGUUAAACAUUAGGACCAAAACAAUUGACUAAUUGUCCCAUGUUUUUGUACGAAAUCCUGCUCAAUUCCAGUGCAAACAUUGUCGAGACGAAUGAGGAUUUGUGGGAUCACUCAGUGAUGUCCUCUGCCAAGGAAGUCCUGCGUUUUUUUUGGGGGGGUGGGGGUGCGUUGUCAUAUUGGUCAAGAGGGAAGGGCUGCAGUCAUGCAUCGGGAAACUUGAAUUGAGUGUGUUGUUUGAUGCUCCUGUUGAUAUCCACGUGGAAAUUUCACUCACUCCGCCAACACAAUUAUCUGAUCAUCUAUCUGCAUGAGGUCACUUUGGGUCGUUUAUAGGCAUUGGAAAGGAAGUAUUAAUAUUUCAUCAGUCACGUUGCAUAUCAUUUCAAGCGUGUAUGUGUGGGAUGCAUCAUUGUAGCAUAUUAUACGUAUAUAUUGUACUUCAAUGUAAAGAAGGGAUUUUUUUUCUACUCUUAAGGGAUUAUGUGUGGUUCUUAAUUAAAGUUAUUUUAGUUGA
Molecule: messenger RNA, 2471 nt
Organism: Phycodurus eques (leafy seadragon)
Lineage: Eukaryota; Metazoa; Chordata; Actinopteri; Syngnathiformes; Syngnathidae
Product: transmembrane protein 164
Exons: 6
Coding region: 314-1255 (313 amino acids)
Source: RefSeq, a predicted model, not a curated record